AGGUAUCAAUGUCGAGGAGGUGAUUUUCUAUGCACACUGCGAGAAUAUCCAUACUAAUUGUUCUUUGGGAAUUUACUAGAUUGAAAAACAUUGUAGCUGGCAGUGAAAACCCUACGGGUAUACACCUGGAUAGGGUAGAGGGUCUUGCUGUCCAAUGCGGUUACAAUCUUAUUGCAGUAGGAUCCCGUCAACUCAUCUCUAUAUAUAGUCAAGACCUGAAAAAGGACAAACACAUAGGUGAACUUGUUGGCUCGAUUCCGCUAUCAAAACCAGUUUCUGAUAGUGGCUUUCUUGAAUUGAAGUUCAUUAGUGAGUCACAGCUCUUCUAUUGCGACGCAUAUUCCUGCAGCUUGUGCGAGGCAUCGAAUAAGGUGUGGUCUUGUGAAGCUCUUGUACUUUCUUGGAAUGGUGAAAGCAGUACUUCAAUAUUGGAUAUCUCGUCCGCAUACUCUCAUGAAAAAGGAAAAUUAUUUGUUCGUGUUGCGGAGCUAACUCGAGCGGCAGUGCUAGCUUUCACUAUCAAUAACACCAGGUCAUCACUUCCCGUGCAAAGUGCUCCAGAUGCCCCCUAUAUUAGAGGCUUCAGCACGGUUUCUGGUUUCGCUAGGGGAAUGUACAUAUAUUUUGUUGGCUCAGCUGUUCAACCCUACGAACCUUUCAUUAACUCUAAUCUGGGAAACGAAAACCGCACUAUCACUAAAAUAACCAGGAUAUGUUCCUCUGAUCUCACUUCACAAUUAGAAUCUCGCAUAGAUCUUGCCAUUGAUUGUGGAUUCGGAGACGUCAACAAACGGGUAGAAGCUUCGUACUAUGAUGCUGUUCAUGACCAAAUUACUGUGGUUCUGAAAAAUGAUAAUCAUAAUUGGAGUAUAUGUGCGUUUUCCAUGACAGAUGUAGAGGAACGUUUCAACAGGGAUUGGGAUUUAUGUCAAAAAACCACAAAUCGAGAUAGUGCAAUGAACUGCCAAACAGCUGUAAGCGCUGCAGAUCUUGACGAUCAGUGUUACAUAUUUACUAGGAAAGCAGAUGCAUUCAGAAUGCAAACAUGCAUCCGUUUCGGACAGGAUGUGCACCGCAUAUAUGAUAACUGCAAUUUACAUCAGCAUGAAGAAAAUUCUUAUCGUUAUGGAUGGCUGGAGGAUUUUCGUCCGCUUGUGGGAACUCCGAUAGCAAGUGUGACUGCUAAUAUUGAGCGAGUGGUAUCUGUUUUACCAGAUUUUGAAAACGAGGCGCUGUUUAUCGGUGGUUUCAGUGGAUCAUCGAUGUUAUUGUUGAGGGUAUCAUGGCAGCCAGAUGGCUUGCCUUUACAUUCUCGGAUUUUUUGGAAGAGAAGAAGCUUCCCAUCUUCACGUUUUCCCAUGUGUUUGGACAGCAACGAAAAGACCCUUUUUAUGCUGAAUUCAACAACGGUUAUUCGUAAUCAAAUAAGUUGUGCUGGUUUAUAUAGCACUUGUGAAGACUUGGCAGAAGGCGGCUGGCAAGAUCCUUUGUCAUGUAUCUGGUGUCCAGAUGAGCACAGACUAGCAGUGACGUCUUCAUAUGACAAACUUGGAUGCCUACAUCCAAUCACGAAAACCUGUCCACCCCUUAUUGAUCAUGCAAACCGAAAUGAACACGCAGAAUGGGAAAUCUUUGGUUCGAAUAUGGAUAGAAUGCAAGAUAUCGAAGUUUACGUUUGCGAAGAAAAGUGCCAAGUCAACCGACAGCUAUCGAGCAGCACCAAGUUGCUAUGUUCACUGCCUGAGGAUUCGGAUCAAGACGCAGCUUGCAAUGUUCGGGUCGUAGGACGUUUAGAGGGCUAUAAUGCAUUUACUCUCGAAGUGAAGAAGACGACCCAUAGUGUGGCAUUGAUGACGGAACGCUCUUCAAGCUCACGAACAUGGAAGGAAAUCGUCGCAGUAGUCGUUGUUGUUAUCAUUCUAGCAGUGCUGGGAGUGAUCAUCUGCUUGGCAAGGAAGAAGAUGAGGAAGAAGGGAAGUACAAUGGAGAUAUCUAAUAGCAAUGUUUACGAUGAUGGUAUAGAACGUUAUUUGAGUAAACUUGAGCACAAUCUGGUGGAUUUCGUUUCUCCAUACGAGCAAAUGUUUAGGGACAUAGAUAAUCGAUUGAAGAUAGAUUUUUCGUCUCUGCAUAUCGAAGAAGAAAUAGGCAGAGGUCAUUUCGGUAUCGUCAGUCGCGCCACAUACAUAGCUCCUGAUGGAACAACAAAGAAAGUUGCUUGCAAGAUUCUAAAGCAAACUGCGGGAAUAGGAGAUUUCAUCACAGAAGGGAUAACUAUGGGACGGUUCAAUCAUCCCAAUCUAAUGCAGUUGGUAGGGAUUGCUUUUACCGAUGGGAAGAUUCCAGUAAUUGUUACGGAUUACAUGGAAAACGGUGACCUUCGUACCUAUCUUCGAGAUGAUUCGAAGGUAAUCACAUUGCGAAGUCUGCUACGCUUUGCAUGCCAGAUUGCUCAAGGAAUGGAGCAUCUGCAUAGUUGCAGAUCCGUUCACUGUGAUUUAGCCGCAAGAAACUGCAUGCUGGACAAUGAUUUAAACAUAAAAAUUGGCGAUUUUGGUCUUUGCCGAAGAGUCAGCGACGACAGCGAAGCUUACGAGCCUUCUAACAAACAUCGGGAUGUGCCUUUCCCUUGGAUGGCUCCGGAAGCCAUAAUCAGCGAAACGUUCACAUUCCAAAAUGAUGUUUGGGCCUAUGGCAUUGUGCUGUGGGAACUGACUACUCGUGGAUUGACACCAUAUGGAGGAAAAAAAGGGAUCGAGAUAAUCGAAUUUCUACGAGCAAAUAGGAGAUUACAGAUGCCUGAAUACUGUCCCGCCCAAUUGUAUCAUGAGAUCAUGCUGCCCUGUUGGCAUGCCGAUCCACAAAAGCGACCUACUUUUGCGGAACUCGUGGUCUCAUUGAAUAGGCUUGUAGAUUCGAUGGAGACUAAUCAGUCUCAGGAACUGUGUAGUAAUUACGAGAAGAUAUCAGUACUUCGUAGUGACUCAGCCUUUGGAAUUCAAGGAUUCGUUAACAGCUAGUGCUUUUUAUUUGUUAGUGUAUAUAUCACUGUUUUACACACUUUGUAUGAAGAAAGCCAAAAAAUGUAUUUUGUAUGUAUAAUUUGUGCUUGUGAUAUCUAGUUCUAUGAAGCUGGCAUUUUUAUACAUGUGGUCAAGGCUGUUGUAGAGCCCCUGCGUUAUCAUUGCCUUUCAAGUGUGCAAGUCAUUGUGUGAUGUGUUUUGCUAUUGCCAAAUCUUGUGUAGUCAAUUAUGGGUUCUGAGACAAUGGUGAAGAUGGUGCCUUGCUUUUUCUUCCUAGUUUUAUUAACAACGAACUGCAUCAUAUUGCUCUAUUGUUGUAUCUAUGCAAUGAAGCUUAGCUUGAUUUAUUCAUUCUUUGUUCAAC
Molecule: messenger RNA, 3387 nt
Organism: Cylicocyclus nassatus
Lineage: Eukaryota; Metazoa; Nematoda; Chromadorea; Rhabditida; Strongylidae
Source: the annotation of a GenBank genome assembly